UACAGUAUCUAUAAAAGACAGCUCCACGCAAUUCGCAUCAUCAGUUUCAUUUAACUUUCAUUCGACGCUUCUAGUGUAGAAACAUGAGAUUUAUUGGCGCCAGCAUCCUUUUGGCAUUGGCUUUAGGCAUAGCGCAUGCCGGAUUCGCAGGCAGCCUCGAUCAUGGUGCGGGCGGUGGCGGUGGUUAUGAUUACUCCGGCGGCGACCAGGGUGGUGAAGGACACUUGGAGCACGGUGGAGGAAAUCAGUUAGACAUUGGUGGAGGAGAAGGAGGGCAUUUGGAGCUUGGAGGCGGUGGUCACCUGGAACAAGACGGCGGCGGCGGAGGCGGUGGUCAUUUCGAACAAGGCGGUGAAGGCGGUGGAGGCCACCUUGAGCUUGGCGGAGGCGGUGGUCACUUCGAACAAGGCGGCGGAGGCGGUGGAGGCCACCUUGAGCUUGGCGGAGGCGGUGGAGGACACUUUGAAGUUAGCGGCGGCGGCGGUCAUUUGCAACUAGGUGGCGGCGAAGGCGGUGGUCACGGACUUGAACUUGGUGGAGGAGGUCACGGUCUUGAACUUGGAGGAGGAGAAGGUCAUGGAUUUGAGCAUCACGGUAUUGAUGGAGGGUCUGAGCACCAUCACAUCCCGACCAAAACUAUUGAGCAUACAAAGCCUGUCCCGGUGCAUAUUGUGAAAAAGAUUGGAGUUCCUGUUCCUCAUCCUGUAGGAGUACCUGUACCUCAAGUUUUUAAAGUACCCGUUCCUCAACCUUAUGCUGUCCAUAUUCCGGUGCCACAACCUAUCGCUAUCCCUAUCUACAAGCUGGUUCCUCAAGAAAUUGAGAAAAAGGUUCCAAUUACCGUUGAGAAAUUAGUCCCUGUCACAGUCGAAAAGCCCUUUAAAAUUGAAAUUGAAAAGCACCAUCCUGUAUACAUCGCAAAACCUUAUCCAGUUCACAUCCCUGUUUAUAAGCACGUAUUCCAUCACGUUCCCAAACACGGCGGUGGAGGCGGUGGUGGAGGUCAUGGAUGGCAUUAAGCGUCGAAUUAGGCUCAUCUGAUCAUUUCCAUUUUUUAUCAUCAACUCUUAACUUAUCAUCGCGAUCAUUUUGUUGUUAUUUUGUUACGUUUUGUUGAAUUUUGUACAAAUAAACAUUUUUUCUUAUA
Tribolium madens (black flour beetle) is the source of this 1147-nucleotide messenger RNA. Its product is annotated as probable H/ACA ribonucleoprotein complex subunit 1. The transcript has 3 exons. Lineage: Eukaryota; Metazoa; Arthropoda; Insecta; Coleoptera; Tenebrionidae. Bases 84 to 1019 code for a protein of 311 amino acids. The record is from RefSeq and is a predicted model, not a curated record.